Messenger RNA from Diachasma alloeum, 2227 nucleotides. RefSeq names its product mesoderm induction early response protein 1. Gene Ontology annotation, molecular function: transcription corepressor activity; histone deacetylase binding. Gene Ontology annotation, biological process: negative regulation of transcription by RNA polymerase II. The record is from RefSeq and is a predicted model, not a curated record. Lineage: Eukaryota; Metazoa; Arthropoda; Insecta; Hymenoptera; Braconidae. The coding region runs from base 460 to 1716 and encodes 418 amino acids. The transcript is spliced from 3 exons. Gene Ontology annotation, cellular component: nucleoplasm.
CAGUGGACAAUGAUUCUCUGAAAAAAAAGAACGCAAUACCUUGUCUAAGUAUGGCCCAUUUUUUCGAUGGUUAGGUCCUACGUGAUGUUCGCCGCGAGUGCGAGGAAGCGCAAUGAAUCGAUGCAACAGCGUUCCCCGCGCGAUAAUGUUGGCGACAAGUUGGUGAAUAUUCCAUCGCAAAAAAGUGCAAUUGUCGAAUUAACAAUAUUCAAUCAUCCGAUCAUCUGGUACAGUGGAAGAAAGUAGUGGGUGUGUGAAGGAAAAUUAAGUUUAAUGUGUAUCUUGAGAUUGGAGUAUAAACAAGAGUUUAUAGGAUACAAAGGAAUACAAAGACAUUUGGGGAAGUAGAGUGCGGGUGGGAGCAAGGUGUUUGAGGGUGAAUUGGACUCCCAGAAUUUGCUAUGUCCGUUGAGGACAAGCAGCUGCCGUUACUUGACGCUGCUGGUUAUUGUGAACACGAUGCUCCAGGACUCGAGAUCAUCGAGAACAACAGGAGGCGGCAGUGCGGCUUCAGCCGGUGGAGAAAGGACUCUCACCAGGAGGAUGACCGGGAACGGAUGCGCCAGGAGAUCAGAGCGGAAUUACAAUAUUGGCCCGACGUCAGAUCUAAUUGUCAACGAUUUUGACGAUGAGAGGACACUGGAUGAGGAGGAGGCGAUGGAGGGAAGUGAGGAUUCGCAUAAUGAACUUUCGAAUCUUCAAAAGGAAGGUGACAUGCCUCUGAAGGAACUCCUAGCAAAAUACUACGGUCGCACAUCUUCAGACUCCAACAGUUCCGACCGCCUCCCCCUUGCCCGAGAGGAGGAUCCAGAUCCCGUUCUCCAGUCAUCGGAAAAAAUCGAGAAUGAGGGUGAGGAGUUCGAGGACGAGGAGGAAGAGGAAUACGAGGACGAUGACUCUCAGCCCAGUUUACGUCAAUUCUAUACAGAGCUGGUUAAAGAAAAGGAAGCAGAGCGUUUAGUAACGACCGAAAAAUCUUCAGGGGGUGUGGCACCUCGAAUGGAAGCCCCAAGGGAAGGAAUUCCAGUAAAUAAUCCAGCAGGAGCUGACGUCGAGAUUAAUAACGAGAAUAAUCCAGCACUUGUUGUUGACGAGGACAUAAAUUACGAAGAUGAAGAGGAUGACGAUGACAGUGAAGACAGUGAGAGUACUGGAGUUCCAGGGGCUACAGUUCCAGGAGUGAGUGAUACUGCGGGCGUUGGAGGGACUGGAAGUGGUGGUGGUGGAUCCUCAAGACUCCUUAGAAGUGUCUCACGUCCUCAAAGUGAAGAAGAAGACGACGAUUGCGAUUACAGUCCUGACGAGGAGGAGUGGAAGAAGACGAUUAUGGUUGGUAGUGAUUACCAAGCUACAAUUCCUGAAGGCCUCUGUCGUUACGAUGACGCGCUGCCUUAUGAAAACGAAGAUAAAAUUCUCUGGAAUCCCAGCUUUAUACCUGAGACGGAAACCGAGGAAUUUCUUGAACGUGCACAGUUGCCGAAUAACAAAAGCAGCUCGUUGCCAGUUGGGGCCCAUGUAAGGGAUGAUGAACAAGCUCUCUAUCUUCUCCUGCAGUGUGGAUAUAAUUUGGAGGAGGCUUUGCGGAGGAGGAGAAUGAAUGUGCUCCCUCCUAUUGACGCUAUCAGCCUCUGGUCUGAGGAAGAGUGUCAUAAUUUUGAAUCUGGACUGAGAACUUAUGGGAAAGAUUUUCAUCUUAUUCAAAAGAACAAGGUAUAAAUUGUUUUGCAGUGAAAAAUAUUAAUUAAUUUCUACUUGGAGUCUUUACAAAUAUCGUGGAAAUUGGCAGGUGGAGGCAGUAAUGUCAGAGGAUAUUUUCUAGUGUAUUUGGCGAAUUAGAAGAGAGGUCUCCUGAUACUUUUCUCAGAAACCACUAGUUUCAGAUAUAGGCAUGAAAAAAUAUAUGCGAGAUUUCCAAUUAGUUUAAUAUAAAUUUCCACAAAAUAGGGUAAAUGUCUUUGGAACUAGUGAUUUCAGAGGAAAACAUCUGAAAGCCUUUUUAUCAGCUACCUUGCAUUUCUGCGUAGCGUUUUCAUUUUGAAAAAUAUUUGCGAUAGAAUUAAAAGUAUUUAUUCAAAAUAGCACAAGCAACCACUCCUGAAAUUUUAAAAUUUUUGCAACUGUUAGGUACAGUUCUCUUUUUCACCUUGAUACAAAUUCCAAUUCACUAGCCCAAGUUGAUUAUUCAGAAAUAAAAGCAACAAUAUGCACCGGAUAGUAGGUGUUAGCA